GCCUCUUGUCCUUGUCAGUGCUGAUGCAGGCAGCUACUCUUGCUCUGUUGGUGGCAUCCGCUCCACUGUAGCAUGUGUGUCUCAGGAGGACUGCUGGAAUGUGACAUACACAAGAAGAGUGUAUGUUGUGGAUCAUUAGUGGAGCUUCCCUGCACUUACUCAUAUCCCAGUGAUGACAAAGUUGAACACACAUUCUGGUAUUAUGUUCAUCCUAAAGAGGAUCCACAGGACCUGAGUCUGGAAGAGCAGUUUACUGGUCGAGUGGAAUAUGUUGGGGAUAAAGAGAAAAACUGCACUCUGAGAAUCAGAGGCCUGAGAAAGAGUGAUUCUGGAGAAUAUCGCUUUAGAUUCAGCACUAAUACUGAAAGAGGGAAAUUCUCUGGUAAACCAGGAGUCAUUCUAAAUAUCACAGGUAAGAGUGAGUCCCACCCCAGUAUCAGAGGGACAGUCUCUAACAGCGGCUGCAGCUCCACCUGCACUCUGCCCAUCAACCCCACCUACAUCUGGUACAAGAACGGACAGCCUGUAACCAACAAACCCAAGAAACACAACAAAAUCUACCUAGGGUUGGCAGACAGUGAGGAUGGACUCCAGUAUUCCUGUGCUUUAGGAGGUAACACAGUUCUGUGGAGUCCUGCAUAACUGCUAAUUUACAUGAACUGCUCAUUUAAAUGCUGUAAAAGUUCAUGUGCACUUCAUUAAUCCCCUGGAAAUAUUUGCUGAAUAUUUAAUU
This is a messenger RNA of Electrophorus electricus (electric eel), 733 nucleotides long. The record is from RefSeq and is a predicted model, not a curated record. Lineage: Eukaryota; Metazoa; Chordata; Actinopteri; Gymnotiformes; Gymnotidae.